AUGACAGCUUGGAAAUUUCAGCCCCGCCUCCUAACCCAUGCACUGGACCAGGAGGCUGUCAACAAUCCCGACCGUCUAUUUUGUAUACAUUCAUCCUCUCUCAGAUGCGCCGAUCAUGGAUGGCGCCGGGUGACUGUCGGUGCCUUAGCUUCCGCAGUGGACAAUUUCGCAUGGUGGCUAGAAAAGACGAUUGCGUCAAGGUCGACUCCGGAGAGGCUUGUUUAUAUAGGACCAAAUGACAUUCGGUACACCAUAUGCAUGCUUGCGUGUAUGAAACUCGGCCAUUGUACCGUUCUCCUCCCCCCAGUCACAUCGAAGACGGUCGCAGACUGCCUCAUACGAUCUGGAAAACUCUCCAAAGUGCUCUACGCGCACGAAUGCUCCGAGAAAGCACGAAUGAUUCGAAGCUGCAAUCAAGAGGUCCAAUUGUGGGAAGUGGCAGAUCUUUGGAGGCUGUUUGACGGCCCAAGAGUUCCCUUCCCCUGCAAUUCUGAAUACACCCUGGCCGGAGAACAAGAGCCGGUUGCUGUGCUUUACAGCUCUGGAACCACAGGGUUGCCGAAAGAGAUCAUUUUGCCUCACGGGUAUUUUACAGCGUUGGACUAUUUUCAGCACAUCCCAGUACCUCCUGGAAGGGUAUCGACUGCCCCGUGGUUGAGUGAUCCUAAGGAUCCACAUCUGAUAAAGACCAAUUUAUUCCAUGCAACCGGGAUCAUCACUUGGGCAGCUGCACUGCUCCACGGGAUACACUUUGUUAUCAGCCCGGACGUGGCUCUAACAGCGCCGCUACUGGAGCAGGUUCUUGCUGAAACUGGGGCCAAGUCCGCCCUGUUCACACCAGAUACCCUAGUAAAUUUGGGCACGUCUGAAGAAGUGCUUAAUGUCCUGGCAGGCCUUCGGUGCAUCAGCUUUGUUGGCAUGCCUUUACCCCGGGCAGUAGGACAUGAAAUAUCGCAAGUGACACGUCUGCAAUCGGCAAUCGGAUUGACUGAAGCCGGCUAUUUCCAUACACUGCGCCCUCAACAACGCAACGAUUGGGAGUAUUUUGAAUGGAACCCCCACUAUCCCAUCAACAUGCAGGACGAAGGCAACGGAUAUUGCCAGCUGGUGUUCAGACGCUCUGUUGAACCUUAUUUGCAUGCUGUCUUUGUUGUUCUUGCUGGUCGAUCUGAAUUCCACACCGGCGAUCUCUACAUCCAGCACCCUCAGAAUCCAAUGCUCUGGAAGAAUGCUGGUCGGAAGGACAAUAUGUGCAAGCUGCAAAAUCGAAUUUGUCUUUAUCCCAAUCCCAUUGAGGAAAUAUUCGAAGCACACAGUUUCAUUGCCAGAGCUGUGGUCUCGGCAGAUCACAGAUUCCGCGCAGUACUUAUAAUAGAGCCGGACUGGAAGCAGAAAGGCUGCCCGCACUCACCAGAAGGCCUUGUGAGCAGUAUCUGGCCCUUGGUUGAGAAGACUAAUCAUGAUCUACCUGUUGAGGCCAACAUAUCCAAGGACCGCAUUUUGGUUGCGUCCAUUGAUAGCCCCUUCCCAACGACAGCAAAGGGAACGGUACAGCGUCGUGCUUUGUUGGAGGGGUAUCAAGAGGAGAUUAGUGCUAUAUCAACUCUCUAA
Aspergillus pseudotamarii is the source of this 1611-nucleotide messenger RNA. Its product is annotated as acetyl-CoA synthetase-like protein. The record is from RefSeq and is a predicted model, not a curated record. The transcript has 3 exons. NCBI's taxonomy places the organism in Eukaryota, Fungi, Ascomycota, Eurotiomycetes, Eurotiales, Aspergillaceae. Bases 1 to 1611 code for a protein of 536 amino acids.